AUGGCCGGCUACUCGAUUUUCGCCACUCGUGAAGAGUCCGCCGCUGCCCCUCGCUUGCUCGCAGUGCUCAACGGCAAGGGGACCUCCUCUCACAACUCGACUUCUUCCAGCUCCAAGUCGACGACCCCGUCCAAAAAUUCGACAGCUCCUUCGGGAACUCGCAUUCGAAGGAAGAAUCUUCGCGAGGAAUCGGCUUCUCCUACUACUGCCUUGGAGCCCUAA
Microbotryum saponariae is the source of this 222-nucleotide messenger RNA. The record is from the annotation of a GenBank genome assembly. Lineage: Eukaryota; Fungi; Basidiomycota; Microbotryomycetes; Microbotryales; Microbotryaceae.